Trichoderma virens Gv29-8 is the source of this 1521-nucleotide messenger RNA. Its product is annotated as carbohydrate-binding module family 48 protein. Bases 1 to 1521 code for a protein of 506 amino acids. The transcript is spliced from 4 exons. The record is from RefSeq and is a predicted model, not a curated record. Gene Ontology annotation, cellular component: nucleus; nucleotide-activated protein kinase complex; cytoplasm. Gene Ontology annotation, molecular function: protein kinase binding. NCBI's taxonomy places the organism in Eukaryota, Fungi, Ascomycota, Sordariomycetes, Hypocreales, Hypocreaceae. Gene Ontology annotation, biological process: signal transduction.
AUGGGCAGCUACACUUUCAAGUGGGAGCAUCCCGCCGAAGAAGUGUUCGUCACGGGCACCUUUGACAACUGGACGAAGAGCGAGCAGUUGGCCAAGGAGGGUGACGUCUUCCAGAAGACGGUGGCCCUGAAAGAUGCAUCCCAGAAAAUAUACUUCAAGUACGUCGUCGACGGAAACUGGACGGUAAACGAGUCUGCCCCUAAGGAGGCCGAUCACGAAGGCAACGUCAACAACUUCAUUACUCCUGAGGACAUUCUCAAGUCCGACCCCGCAGCUGCCUUUAUCAGUACCGUUACUCCUCAGUCCACUACCGCUAAAAUGGCGAGUGAGCAGCCCGUUGAGAAGUCCGAGGGUAUUGCUACCCCCUCUGACGUUCCCGGCGGCUUCCCAGCGACCCCCAACACCGAGUUGGACAAGACGGUCACCAUCAAUCCUCUGCCCGCUGCUGCUGGUGCCAUCAAUCCCAUCCAGCUCGCGCCUGGCGAGAAGGUUCCUGACGUUGGCAUUGAGAGCACCAAUGAGCACGUCAAGCUGGAUCAGGAGUCUUAUGAGAAGAGCGACGCCCUUCCCGGCGUCGUCGCCGCCGACCUGCCUCCUAUCACCAGCAAUCUGAUUCCCGAGUCCAGCCUUCCCGUGACUGCCGCCACCGAGGACGUCCACAUCAACACUGUUGGUACUGACGCCACCACCGUCGGCCUGGCUGCUCAAGUCCCACUGGAGGCCAAGGUUCCCGAGGUCGUCAAGGAGAGCCAAGAAAAGGCCAAUGUCGAGCCUGAAGCCGCGGCCGUCCCCGAAGAAGUCGAGGCCAAGGCCAAGGUUGAGGAGGAGCUCAAGGAGAAGGUCACCGAAGCUCCAGUCACCUCUGAGGACAAGUCUGCCGUCGAAACUGGUGCCAUUGCUACUGAUGCCGCCACCACCGACAUUGUCCAGCCGGAGCCCGUGGAGGAGACUGCCGCCAAGGAAGAGACCCCAGAGGUUUCUCCCGAAGUCCCCGCCGAGGUCAAGGAGUCCAUCGUCGAGGCCGGCAAGAGCCCCGAGGCUGCCGCCAACACUGCUGCUGUCGAGGAGAAGAAGGAAGUCGAGGCCGAGCUACUGAAAGAGGUCAAGCCGGUCGAGGCUGUUGACGAGCCCAAGGCUGAGGAAACCAAGGCCCCAGUUGAGGUGCCCGUUACCUCUGCUACCAUUACCGAUGCCGUUGAGGAGUCCAAGACCACUGAGGAGCCCAAGGUCGAAGAGCCCCAGACUGAGGUGGCCAAGACCGAGGCCCCUGCCCCCGAAGUUGCCCCCAUUGACACUACGGUUGCCUCAGAAGCUCCCAAGGCCGACGCCGUCGACACCCCUGUCACCGAGACUGACAAGACAGAGGUGCCUCCUGUUGACGCGCCUACUGAGGAGCCCGCCAAGGCCGAUGCUGCCAACGGCACCAACGGCACUCACGACGAUAAGGCUUCUGAGAAGAAAAAGAAUCGUUUCAGCUCCUUCUUCAGCCGAUUCAGGCACAGGUUCUCGGACAAGAACUAG